GUUAUCAGGGACAAUAACUGCACGCGUCUUUCCUCUCUGCUUGAUAAUCACCUGGAAUGAAUCCAUUAAUGUCUUUCCACACGCUUUAUGCCACUUGCACGAUUUAUAUUCGUAGCGCUCAGUCGUGCGCACAAAUGAAAAGCUCGUUAGCAGGAAAUGAGACUCCCAACCGACCACUCCGCCUCAGUAAGCUAUUUAUUCCUGUGUGUGCUGAGCCACAGCUCUCUGUACAGUUCGCUCUGAGGUUAGACUCUUUGCUGAGCUGUGGGCUCUCUCUGUUGGAGGAGUUGACAGAAUGGACGGACAGUGACCGCGCUCAUCUCUUUGGGAUUCUACUCUCAUUUUCUACCAAAUCCCUGUGUCAGACGCAGUUCAGUCUCUCUUGCCAACCCUGGGGUCACCUGUCGCGUUUCAGGAAUCAGCCAUGAGAGGACGAUGGAGCCCACAUUUCAUGUCAGCGCUGGUCUUUUUGAUCGCACUGUGGCAGACACGGUCAAAAGCAGAUUCCAAUUCAACACGUACCUUCAAAGACAUCACAACCUUCACCAAGAUCCUGGACAGUCUGCUGGAUGGAUAUGACAACAGACUAAGACCUGGCCUGGGAGACCGAGUAACAGAGGUGAAGACUGAUAUCUAUGUGACCAGUUUUGGUCCAGUUUCUGACACAGAUAUGGAGUACACUGUAGAUGUUUUUUUCCGUCAAAGUUGGAAGGAUGAGCGACUUAAGUUCCAUGGACCAAUGAACAUUCUGCCUCUUAACAACCUGAUGGCCAGUAAGAUCUGGACCCCUGACACCUUCUUCCACAAUGGCAAGAAAUCUGUGGCCCACAAUAUGACAAUGCCCAACAAGCUGCUGAGGAUCAUGGAGGAUGGAACCUUGCUCUACACUAUGAGGCUGACAGUUCAAGCUGAGUGUCCCAUGCACCUUGAAGACUUCCCCAUGGACUCUCACUCAUGUCCUCUCAAGUUUGGCAGCUAUGCCUACACUAAGACAGAGGUUACUUACAUCUGGAGUCGUAAUGCCUCCCAGUCAGUUGAUGUUGCACCUGAUGGAUCCAGACUCAACCAGUAUGACUUGGUGGGCAGGAGUGUGGGAAAGGAGACCAUUAAAUCCAGUACCGGUGAGUAUUAUGCAUCAAUUUCAAGUGUAACUACAGUUCUCACAAUGACAACCCUGAGUAUUAGUGCCCGUAAUUCACUGCCUAAGGUGGCCUAUGCUACAGCUAUGGACUGGUUCAUCGCCGUCUGUUAUGCCUUUGUCUUCUCUGCACUCAUUGAAUUUGCUACCGUCAACUACUUCACCAAGAGAGGAUGGCCUGGGGAUGGAAAGAGCGUCAUCAGUGACAAGAAAAAGGAAGCAGCCAUCACAAAGAAGAACAAUGCCUAUGCUGUAGCUGUGGCCAACUAUGCUCCCAACAUUACAAAAGACUCUACGCUGCCCACAAUUUCCAAGUGUGCCCUGGGCAAUCUCAACAAGACCACAGCAGAGACAAAGCCUGAGCAGAACAAGAAAACUUUUAACAGCGUCAGCAAAAUUGACCGCAUCUCCCGCAUCAUGUUCCCUGUGCUGUUUGGGAGCUUUAACCUGGUCUACUGGGCCACCUACCUGAACAGAGAACCAGUCAUUAAAGAUCUGGAUCCUUCCAAAUGA
This is a messenger RNA of Lates calcarifer (barramundi perch), 1651 nucleotides long. RefSeq names its product gamma-aminobutyric acid type A receptor subunit alpha2a (gene gabra2a). The record is from RefSeq and is a predicted model, not a curated record. Gene Ontology annotation, biological process: signal transduction; nervous system process; synaptic transmission, GABAergic. Lineage: Eukaryota; Metazoa; Chordata; Actinopteri; Centropomidae. Gene Ontology annotation, cellular component: neuron projection; GABA-A receptor complex; postsynapse. Gene Ontology annotation, molecular function: transmitter-gated monoatomic ion channel activity involved in regulation of postsynaptic membrane potential; benzodiazepine receptor activity; GABA-gated chloride ion channel activity.